AUGUUCAUUGAACUAAAAGAAGAUGUAAUGAAUGAGCUACAAAGGCUGUCAUCAGACAUGGAUAUACACAAAAUUCAGUUGAAGAAUAUAACAGAAGUCACCAUGUUUGUAUUGAUGGGCUUUACGGAUGAUUUUAACCUGAAAUUCUUCUUAUUUUUUCUAUUUCUUGGCAUCUACCUUUUUACUUUGGUAGGAAAUUUGGGACUGGUUGUGUUGGUCAUUGAGGAUUCCCGACUCCACAACCCCAUGUACUAUUUUCUGAGUGUCUUAUCAUUUUUGGAUGCCUGCUAUUCUACAGUUGUCACUCCAAAAAUGUUGGUUAAUUUUCUGGCAGAAAAUAAAUCCAUUUCCUUUCUGGGGUGUGCCACACAGAUGCUUCUCUUUGUUACAUUCGGAAGCACAGAAUCCUUUCUCUUGGCUGCCAUGGCUUAUGAUCGCUAUGUGGCCAUCUACAACCCACUUCUGUAUUCAGUGAACAUGUCACCCAGGGUCUAUGUGCCACUCAUAGUGGCUUCCUAUGUUGGUGGCAUUUCACAUGCUACUAUACACACAGUGGCCACUUUCCGCUUGUCCUUCUGUGGGUCCAAUGAAAUCAGACAUGUUUUCUGUGACAUCCCUCCUCUCCUUGCUAUUUCUUGUUCUGAUACUCACAUCAACCAACUUCUCCUCUUCUACUUUGUGGGCUCCAUUGAGAUUGUCACUAUCCUGAUUGUCCUGGUCUCCUAUGGCUUCAUCCUGUUGGCCAUUUUGAAGAUGCAUUCUGCUGAAGGGAGGAGGAAAGUGUUCUCUACCUGUGGCUCCCACCUGACUGGAGUUUCUAUUUAUCAUGGGACAAUCCUCUUCAUGUAUGUGAGACCGAGUUCCAGCUAUGCCUUGGAUCAUGACAUGAUAGUGUCAAUAUUUUACACUAUUGUGAUUCCCAUGCUGAAUCCCAUUAUAUACAGCUUGAGAAACAAAGAUGUAAAAGAGGCAAUGAAAAGAUUGUUUGGGAAAUAUUGUGUUGUAAAAAAACUCUGUAUGUAG
Molecule: messenger RNA, 1023 nt
Organism: Ictidomys tridecemlineatus (thirteen-lined ground squirrel)
Lineage: Eukaryota; Metazoa; Chordata; Mammalia; Rodentia; Sciuridae
Product: olfactory receptor 5T1-like
Biological process (GO): G protein-coupled receptor signaling pathway
Cellular component (GO): membrane
Molecular function (GO): G protein-coupled receptor activity; olfactory receptor activity
Source: RefSeq, a predicted model, not a curated record